CGCAUCUCUAUGCCGGGCCCUCAGUUGCGAAAAGUUUGAAUGAAAAUGGGAAACAAAGCGCAAUGUUUUGAUGCAUUUAAAAGGUAGGCUGUGAAUGUGACACGGUGAAUAUCGGAGCGAAAAGUUGACUUUCUACUGAUUGAAACCCUAGAGACUGGUUGAGUUUGUUGUCGUGUGCAAAUGAAGCAAACGAAGCGCGAAAAAACGAAACACUCUAACGGGCUCAGACGCGCAACCUAAAAAGUUUCGAAUCAUAUGAAGCCGGAGCCAGACAGGCGCUUGCGCCCCGACAAGAAGGGUAACAUCUAAGCAAGAUUUCGCCAAGAACUUCUCACUGACACCUCUUCCGUCUCAACUGGGAACCCAUUCGGACAUAGUCGACCCUCUGAGAAACAGACAGCAAUAAAGAGGAAGCAAGAGGUACUUGUGCCUACGAGCCAUCACCUGCCAGCCCCUUUGGAAUCAGGACUCCAAGAAAUGCAGCUCUCCGCAGAGUUCAGCGGUCAGCCCGUGAGGGUGAAAUCAGAACCACCUGAUGUAGCAUCAUGCCUACCAGAAGAGGGCCAGGUACAUCAACAGCACUGCAAAGAGUAUCCAUCAGGAGGUGAUGCAUAUGGAGUGACAGCUGGGACGUGUGACAUUAAAGAAGAACCUCGAGAGGAAUCCUCGAAGGAACAUCCGGUUACGGAAGUGAAAACGGAGCCUUACAAUGUUGCAAUCUCGACAGAACAGGACCAAAUGGGACACAACUGUCAUUCAACAUCAGAAGGAGCAAGAGCAAGCACUGGUUUGCUCCACGUAAAGGACCAGCCCAGAGGCAUUUGUGAUCAGGACUCUUCGUGUUGUACUUCUUCAGAGGCACAGUUCAAGAUCAGCACAAUGACUGUUGAACCACAGUUCGACAACGCUCUACUGGUCAAUACGGAAGGUCGACCCACUGAGGGACUUUCAGACCAGAGCGAGCCAUGUGCACUUGCAUACACAUUGAAAGACAGCCUGAAACAGCACGUGUUUGCACAGUGUCACAGUGAGUCUGAAAUGUGUGCCGUUACUUCUCCACCGAAUGAUCAGAUGGGAGAUGAGAGUCUUACGUAUGACAUCUGUCCCCCUGCAUACGCACCGACUGGGAGUGAUGAAAGCCACGUGUCAAAGCGUACUAACAAGAAGUCACGUAACCCCGAUCUCUGCUCUGGACAGUCCCACCUGAGGAGGAGCCUGCGGUGCCAGAAGCGAGCACAGACAGGAGACAAGCCGGAUAAGAGUGGUAUCUGCCCCGCGAAGCUCAGCCAGAUUACGUACCGGCGGCUUCACAAGCGGACACAGACAAGCGAGAAGUUGUACAAGUGCAAUGUGUGCCCUGUGGAGUUCAGUCUGAGAGGGAAACUGCAGCAGCACAAACGGAUACACACAGGCGAGAAGCCAUACAAGUGCAAUUUCUGCCCAGCAGAGUUUAGGCAGAGCACUAACCUACGGCAGCACAAGCGGAUACACACAGGCGAGAAGCCAUACAAGUGCAAUGUCUGCCCUGCUAAGUUCAGCCAGAGCAGUAACCUAAGGCGACACAAGCGGACACACACGGGCGAGAAGCCGCACAAGUGCUGUGUUUGCCAUGCUAAGUUCGGUGAAAUUACGACCCUACAGCAUCACGGACGGACACACACAGGCGAGAAGCCAUACAAGUGCGAUGUCUGCCCAGCAGAGUUUACGCAGAGCGGUAACCUACGGCAGCACAAGCGGAUACACACAGGCGAGAAGCCAUACAAGUGCGAUGUCUGCCCUGCAAGGUUCAGCCACAGCAGUAACCUAAGGCAACACAAGCGGACACACACGGGCGAGAAGCCGCACAAGUGCUGUGUUUGCCAUGCUAAGUUCGGUCAAAUUAAGACCCUACAGCAUCACGAACGGACACACACAGGCGAGAAGCCAUACAAGUGUGAUGUCUGUCCAGCAGAGUUCAUCACAAGUGGAAAUCUACAGAACCACAAGCGGAUACACACUGGCGAGAAGCCAUACAAGUGCGAUGUCUGCCCAGCACAGUUUAGGCAGAGCACUAACCUACGGCAGCACAAGCGGAUACACACAGGCGAGAAGCCAUGCAAGUGCGAUGUCUGCCCUGCUAAGUUCAGCCACAGCAGUAACCUGAGGCAACACAAGCGGACACACACUGGCGAGAAGCCGCACAAGUGCUGUGUUUGCCAUGCUGAGUUUGGUCAAGUUUCAACUCUACAGCGUCACAAACAGACACACACACGAGAGAAGCCAUACAAGUACAAGCGGAGUUCUGUAGCACGGGUCUGAUGUAUCACAAGCGGAAACACACAGGCAAGAAGCACCACGAGUAGACUCAAAGAGGUGCAGAGCCAUACAGGAACAUUUUCUGUUCUGCAAAGUUGCGGCAGAGCGCAAACGUGCAGCACUACAAGCGGGCGUACAUGGGUGUGUGGCCCUACAAGUGCAGCCUUUGUCCUGCAGUGUUGAGCCGCAGAAUGAACAAAUGAACAGACACCAGCCGGAGAACAAAGUAGCUGCUAGCAGAGCAGGACUUAAUUCAACCAGAGCAGGAACCCGUAGCUUCACAUGUAGCCACAAGACACUUGUUUUUAUAGUUGUUGUUAUUAAAGCCGUGCAGGUACUGGGGCCACAUAGCCACACACAUGGAAGAGUGCGUCGAAUCGUCAAAUGUCUUGUGUCGAAUGUCCUCAACUGAGAGACCUGAAGAAGGCAUUUGGUAAUACACAGACGGGGAUGAUUCUACAAAUGCUGUCUGUAUCCCACAGCGUUUCACUUCUGCUGGGAUGUUUUGAAACUCCCAUGCAUGAGAAUGAGUUGAAUUGGAGCUGGGUUGUGCGUUUGGAAUAUCAGGAAACCCAGCGCCGGGGAAGCAAACGCACGUGAAAAAGACAUCCUCACUCAGUGAUCCUCUGAACUGUCAACCAAGGUUUAUUUCCAUGAGCAAAAUGCCCUUACAUCGUUCCCCUUUCCCUUUCUUUUUAUUCCUCUCCUGAUGAAUGCGUAUCUUCUUCGUGGUUGACUAAUAAGGCGCCAAAGGAACAUGUACAAC
This is a messenger RNA of Ornithodoros turicata, 3061 nucleotides long. Its product is annotated as zinc finger protein 883-like. The transcript has 5 exons. NCBI's taxonomy places the organism in Eukaryota, Metazoa, Arthropoda, Arachnida, Ixodida, Argasidae. Bases 478 to 2298 code for a protein of 606 amino acids. Gene Ontology annotation, biological process: regulation of transcription by RNA polymerase II. Gene Ontology annotation, cellular component: nucleoplasm. Gene Ontology annotation, molecular function: DNA-binding transcription repressor activity, RNA polymerase II-specific; RNA polymerase II cis-regulatory region sequence-specific DNA binding. The record is from RefSeq and is a predicted model, not a curated record.